UUCACUACCAGCUGUGCCCCAUCAGGUUACUUGUACAGGUAGCUUAUCCUACUUGAACAGUUGAACUGAUUGUCUAACUUCCUAGCAUCUUCCUUGUGAAUAAGUGAAGAGAAAAAUGAAUCUGAAAGAUAGAAGAAUUAUUUUAACGUAAUUAACCAUAGAUAAGUGAGGGUUUAACAAUUGAUCAACUUGUUACUUCAUUUCCAACCUAGCACAAAUAAUAAUAAAUAAUUGGCAGAAUGUCAAUGAACUUUGAAAAUUUUGAUGGUCGGGACUGCUUGAUCAAAGCAGUGAAGUCAAAAAAUGCUGAGAAUGUGGAGAGAGUCAUAGCCUCACUGUUGAGUCAUGGGCGUGACAUCACUCGCAACCUCUGCACACCUGAUCAAGAGGGCUACUCUGCUCUUCAUCAUGCUGUUUUGCAGAAAGAUCCUGCAAUGGUGAAGAAACUUCUCAUGCAUGAUGCAGAUAGAAGGUGCAUAAACAUGGAGAGUCAUGAUCGAGAUCGAUCCACUGCUCUGCUGCUUCUCUGUAAAAACUGCACAGCCUCACACCUGGAGGUUCAGGAAGAAAUAUUGGCGAGCCUUCUACAUGCUGGGGCAAAUCCCAACUUGCCUGAAAGAGAUCCAUUUUCCCUGCCCUUAUUGUGCGUCUUGGAGAAACGCUGGUGGCGAGGAGCUGAGCUAAUGCUGGACGCAGGGGCGGACGCCACAGCCACGGAUUCUGCUCACUAUAGGUUUCCAGCCACACGCUAUGCUCGGGAUAAUGUCGAAAUACUGAGGAACCUUUUGAGCAAAGGAUGUUUGUGCCCUUCCCUCAACAAUUGGAUAGUUGAAAGAAAACUAACAGACGCCCAGUUGGCGACCAUAUUGCCGCCGUACAUAUUGUUUCACCCUGAGAGUAAUGUGCUGAAUGUUCUGCUUGCUGCUGCCUCGGCAUUGUACCACGAGAGCGCUCUGUACAUUCUGGAGCAUUACAUGUUUGACAGGAUGGAUACAUUUGAGCAAAUAAUCUGCGAUAUCUUUAAACUUAAUAAUGGAAUCAACUGGGCAGACAAGAAAAAGUACAUAACUGCCUUGACGAAGAACAGCUUCAGUAGUGAAUUGAACAAGAAUGACCUGCUGAUAAUGCUUUUCCUGACUUGCGCCAGGUCCUGCCCUAAAUAUGAAGACAAAGAAGAGUGUUGCGGCUUGUGCGACAUCAAUGUCGAACAAAUCUGGAUCAAUCUAGAACAUAUUCUUAGACUAGCCGAGCACAAUGGUCUACCCAUCGAAAAGUGGAAGCUAAGCAAGGAACUGAUCGAAAAUCCCUUUUUUGAAACAGUACGGGCAGAAUGGACGUAUGAUGAUAAGGGCACGGAAAAAGAUGUUAACGUCCUCAACCUUGUGCUGCUCCAGACGACUUUAUGUUCGGUUCGCCUCGUCUUGAAGCUCCUGCUACUGAUGAAACAGAAAGGUUUCCGGCUGACAGUGUCAUCUGCGGCAGCAUUCUUAUCUAGUCCAUGCACAUGUCGCCCAAUCCAUCAAAAUACUGACAUUAAUUUCCAAGCUAUUGUGCACCCGGAGUCACCGUAUCGAAUUCUGUUAUCAGAGCUGAUCAGGAACUGCUGUGAAGAGGGGCAGUGCUGGUUCAGGUCGCCCAGGAUGAUGGAUUUGUGUAGGAGCGGCAUUAGAGCAAGACAUCAUUUCCGUGUGCUUAUGCUGCUCCAUCUCGGCGUACACGAAUUAUUCCUGUCCAAGCACGAAUUAUACCACGAGACACAAAUUGCAUGGCCGCAUACUGAAAGUGAGCGGCUCAUGAGCUCCAUUGUUCAUCGUUAUGCUCCGAGAUGGAAGCUUCGGACUCCUCCGCCUGGGUCUCUAGGCCACGACGAAAUGAGAUGGUUAAGAUAUCACUAUCGUCCAGAAGAAGAAGUGGCAUUCUUAAAUCAAAUGUUGUCACUCUUAAAUCAAAUGGCGCCGCUGCGGUCGCUGAAGGAGCUGUGUCGCCUCUCCAUCCGCGCCUCCCUUGGCCACUGCAGGAUUGAAGAGAAGACGGAAGGCUUGCGAAACGAGUUGCCAGCUUCUCUUAGAGAAUACCUUUACUUCCGGGACCGUUGAAAUGGUGCAUUUCAAGUGGUGAUGAUUCACUGAUACAGCGUUGAACCCAAAAUUCAGUACUAAACGUAUCAAAAUUUUAUUUUGACUUAUAAUUGAACAUUCAAGUGAAUAAAACGAAACGGAGUCUUAUCUAUCGUCAACGAAACCCCAAAAGACAAUAACGAUAACAUUCCCAAAUCACAACAGUAUUUGGUUUGGUAUCUUUAAUAGGAAUUUUUUGAUUUAGUUACUUCAACGACACAAAUUUUUCAUUAAAACUUCGGAAGAUGUUUUUUACGGCUACGCUGAUGCGACUACGUCGUCAACUGCCUGAGGCACGUGUGUGCUACUGAGGCCCAGAAGCAAUAGAACUAACGCUCAUCUGGCCUCAGUUGGGGGAGCUGAUGCGAGAUUAUUUUGGUGACAAUAGUGGGACAGAGGCGGACGUCCAGGGAUUGUGCUCAAAGAUACGUUAAGGAUUCCUUGUCAGACGGAUGUGUGAUUUAGACUGUUGUGGUGGUGGUAUUGACGCCAAGUGAUGUCUUAUUCUGGCCUUUUUCAAGAUUGUAUUAAGCUUUCCAUUUCAUAUAUUUUUCAGGUUUUUUUUCUUGUAAUUUGUUGUAAACAGCGCAACAAAUUGUGUGUGUUC
Hyalella azteca is the source of this 2724-nucleotide messenger RNA. RefSeq lists its product as uncharacterized. NCBI's taxonomy places the organism in Eukaryota, Metazoa, Arthropoda, Malacostraca, Amphipoda, Hyalellidae. Bases 240 to 2096 code for a protein of 618 amino acids. The transcript is spliced from 14 exons. Gene Ontology annotation, molecular function: protein binding. The record is from RefSeq and is a predicted model, not a curated record.